AUGUCCAAAACAUUUGCCAUUUUGAAGCCGGACCUGGUUUCAUGUCCACCUUUGGCUCUACAGGCACUUCGACAAAUAUUGUCAUCAAAAUUGAGGAUAACGAGGAUGGCAUUGAUAGAGAAGGCGGAUAAGUCGAGGUUAAGGCAGCUUUAUAAAGAGCAUGAGGGAAGGUUCUAUCAUAAUCGAUUAAUAAGGACGAUGGGAUCGGGCCCAGUCUUACUCAUGGAGAUGGGAGUGAAAGGUAGUUUAAACUACGGAUUUUUUUUAUUUUUUUCUUUUGAUUGUUACUUUUUUUAAGUAGUGGUGUUAAAAAGUAAUUUUGACUUUUUUCUAACAAGGAAAGUACUUCUAUGGGGUGUGGAGUUACAGGUCGAGAUAUAUAUCAAAAAAUUCGCAAAAAUUUUCUGAUUCCGAAUAUAUAAAAAUUAGCUGCCUAAUUUUGGUCUAUCAACGAGUUUUAUCAAUAAAUGUAUUUCUCGAGGAAAAAAAUCUGCGGCAACAAAAGCGCGCUCGGUCUCUUCCUUCGGAAGAGAGCGGUGUGGCCGAGUGGUUAGAGCGCUGGAUUGGGAAUCCGAAGGGAGCGGGUUCGAUUCCUUUUGCCACAGAACCCGUUUUUUUACAUUGGAACUACUUUUAAGGUGUAGUUGUAAUCCAAUUUGAUAUUUUAAGGCUUGUCAAGGCCUCAGAAUUUAUUUUAGCACAACACAAAUUUUUUUUAUUAUUAAAAACACGGUCAAAAAGACACUUGCAUGGUGUCGCGAGAAAACUUCUGAGGACAAAAACAUGUCAUCAGACCAAAAUUAGGCAGCUAAUUUUUAUAUAUUCGGAAUCAGAAAAUUUUUGCGAAUUUUUUGAUAUAUAUCUCGACCUGCAACUCCACACCCCAUAGAAGUACUUUCCUUGUAAAAAUACUCGUUUUAGGGGUUUUCGAGAGUGCUGAUUUCGAAUGACCCAAAAUAAUAUCAUAUUUAAAGUACGCGCGUCGCCAUAACUAGGGAACACUUGGCCAUUUUUUAAAAUAAAUCGCGUCGGGACCAAAAUUAACUUGAAAUCGUACGUGUGUACGGUAGAAAAAUAAUUUUUCUGCGGCUGGAGCCGAGAAUUAUUUGUUGCGUUGUUGACGAAUUGUCGGAUUCGUGGAUCAGUGUCUUUAUAAUUUGUAUAAAUAAAUCGUUUGUGGUUCGUGCAUAUUUAGCUGUAUUUUAGAUUUUUUUUAAACGAAAACUAAUGUUUUCGGUCCGAAUUUUAGGCAAGAAACGUGAAGACGAGGUCAUCUACGGGUUCACGUGCGUUGAUGAGUACGAUGUCCGGCAACGGAAGGAGUUCGAUGUAAAGUAAAUGCUCCGCGGAAGUCUUGAACUCCAUGAAUUCGAAUAGGAAAAGCACAAUUUUGCAGAAAAAGGUCAAGAUUCAGAGAAUCAUGAAGGAUCAGACUUUUGUUGGCUAGUUAAACAUGGGAUAGAUAUAUCGGUUCCAAGAAAAAUUUGGAGAUCAACCCUGACCACCUCAUCAUGAAGUAAGUUCAAUGUUUUUGACAUUGAUUACUCGGUUUUAGGAUCUCUGCGAACGUGUCAAAAAUGACAAGGUCCUGGAAGGGCCCGCCUCUCGCUCCAAUAGAAUCUCACGCAUGAUCAAGUGGUCUGGAUCUUGAUGAAGCCGGUGCCGUCGCAGAGUUCACAUGCCCCAGUGGAGACUUAUAUAAUGCGUUGAAUAAUAAUAUCAAAAAUAAGCAUUCUGAAGGUUAAUAAAUUUAUUUUAUUAUAAAUCUUGAUUCUGAAAAAGUUGGAGGGAAGAAGGUGCUGUAGUGGGCGUUGUGUUAUUGGUCGACGUGAAUGCUGUCCAAAAACUGAAAAAUUCAAAGAAAAUAAGUGGAUAAUGUCGGAAUUUUAUCAAUAAAUGGUUCUUCAGUCGAAAUUUAAACUGACAGAAGAGAAUAUGAGAGAGCUUGCUCAUGUUUUUUACAGCUUCUUUUGACGAUAAUACUAACAAAUCAUGGAUAAGAUAGCAUUAUUCACGAGGAGAAAGAAAAUCCGACAGAUUUUGAAAAAAAUCACAAAGAACAGAUAGUAAACAACUUUCUCCAACGGUCCCUGAGCUCUAGAAACAAGUGAAAAUAGAUAUAAAACAACUUACUGAGAUAAAUCCAUCGCGAUAUCAAACAACAAAAUUUCCGGCUGCAGCCGCGAAAAAAUUAUUUUUCUACCGUACACACGUACGAUUUCAAGUUAAUUUUGGUCCCGACGCGAUUUAUUUUAAAAAAUGGCCAAGUGUUCCCUAGUUAUGGCGACGCGCGUACUUUAAUCUCAAAUUUCAGAAUCCUCCUCCACCGUUGAUCCAAUAUCCGAAUGGCGAUCGAUGCUAGGCCCCUCCAAGUUACUAAAAGGAUAUCCGGAACCAGAAUCUUCCUCCACACUCAGAUGGAAGUACGCCUUAUCUGAUGUCAGGAAUUCAGCUCAUGGAGCAGAUUCUGAAGCCAGUGCACGGCGAGAAUUAGCCAUUUUCGAAGAUCAAUUAGUUCCCUUUGAUGAGAAAAAACUUUUGGAAAUGCUUAGUUUGCAAAACGUGGAGGGAUCUGAGGACGAGGACGAAGGGGCAGAGAAUGAAGUGUGA
This is a messenger RNA of Bursaphelenchus xylophilus (pine wood nematode), 2610 nucleotides long. Lineage: Eukaryota; Metazoa; Nematoda; Chromadorea; Rhabditida; Aphelenchoididae. The record is from the annotation of a GenBank genome assembly.